Puntigrus tetrazona (Sumatra barb) is the source of this 6312-nucleotide messenger RNA. Its product is annotated as zinc finger protein 821. Lineage: Eukaryota; Metazoa; Chordata; Actinopteri; Cypriniformes; Cyprinidae. Gene Ontology annotation, cellular component: nucleus. The record is from RefSeq and is a predicted model, not a curated record. The transcript is spliced from 6 exons. Gene Ontology annotation, biological process: regulation of transcription by RNA polymerase II. The coding region runs from base 841 to 2079 and encodes 412 amino acids. Gene Ontology annotation, molecular function: DNA-binding transcription factor activity; RNA polymerase II cis-regulatory region sequence-specific DNA binding.
CAUAUCGUUGCGCAAGAGCGACUGAGCGAAGACAACGUCACGUGACCAGUGUUACUUUUAUCAACGCUGCUGAGGAGGAACCAAUCCACGUCGACUCGAUGACUUAGCUAUUUGUUGAUUCCGCAGAACACAUCGCGACCUAAUUUCCUGUGUGCAUGAAGUAAAAACCAUACACAUCGGAAUACAUAAAAUGACGAGGUUUACACGUGGAUAAAUGUGUGUAAAUAAACAAAACGCGUCGCUAAACGUCAAUGCAUUUUAACUGGAAAGCGGGGCAGUGAGCCGCAGAGCGCCCUCUACAGAGAAUUCCGCGUUUCGUCGACGGACAGCGGGAGGUAGAUGAUAACAUUAGUCAUUCUUCUCAGCUCAUCGCUUGAAAAAAUGCAUGUAGGUGAAGAGUCUCUGCAGUGCAUUUGCCCGGCUACAGCGGCGCAGGCUUUCACAUCAACUCCCCUCAUCUUCCCCCGGUCUCUCAUGUUUGGAAACCGAGCUCUAUCGACAUGAACUCGCUCGCAUCAAGAUGCCCGUCUGCGCAAAAGCGAUCUUUAAUUCUCCUUUAGUCAAAUGAGCCCAACCGCGCCGGCCAAUGUAGCCGUCUGGCGCUCACUUCAGCGUUUUGUUCACGGGAUCGCCGUCCGCCUCGGUGCGUCCACCUUCGCGUCGGCCGAAAGCAUCUCCAACAUCAGUCGGAUCGAAAGAGAGAUUCGACUUUUUUCCAUCCGGGAGCGGGGGAUGAUAAUAUGUCAAGGCGCAAACAGACCAACCCUUUCAAAGUGAAUUGUAGGUAUCCCAGGGCCUUUUCACACGACUGGGUUGUCCGGCCCGCAGCACACUUUUGAGAUGGAUGCUAGAGAUGACUUCAUUGAGGACGGGGAAUGCCAUAGCAACAACUCGCAGGAACCUGAAGAGCAAGACAGCACAAGUGACGACGGCGAUAGUGAUUUUGACAAAGACGACUCCUCAAACGCCUCUGCUGAUGACAGCAUGACGAGUAAUAAGAGCAGCCACGGCCCCAUGCUACAUGAUGACGUCAAGGAGGAGAACGAGGAGGGGACAGACCAGGGGGGCAGUUUCGCAUGUCCUCUUUGUUCCCUGGAGUUCAGUAGCCCAGAUCAGCUCAUUGCACACGUCUACCAGCACACCGCUGUGAGUGGCAGCAAGAGUUAUGUCUGUCCAGUUUGUGGAAGAGCUCUCAGUUCUCCUGGCUCUCUCGGUCGCCAUCUUCUCAUACAUUCAGAGGACCGAUUGUCCAACUGUGCCGUAUGUGGGGCUCGCUUCACAGACACCAACAACUUCAACAGGGAAAAGUUGAAAGAGUUCCUCGACACAAGCAGUAUAGAGAUCAACAGUGAUGGUGAGGCCUGUGCCAUGUCCAACUCUUUACCCAGAAGCACUAUGACCAACCCAAACACAAAUCCUGGUCCUGGACUGACCUCAUUGCCAGAUGGUCUUCUUUCUUCUGCACCUCCUCUUUCCUCACUACCUGACAACCUCAGUCCUCAAAGCACGGGACUUCCGCCUCUUCCAGACCUUAUGAACCCUAUGCCCGUGUACCCAGCUGGGGUUUUGUUGGUCUGCAACAGCUGCAUAGCUUACCAGCAGCUUGUGGAUGCCCAGUCGCCAUCCAUGCGGAAAUGGGCAAUCCGUAGGAAGAAUGAGCCUGUAGAGGUACGGAUGCAGCGGCUUGAACGGGAACGAACAGCCAAGAAGACCAAGCGGGCAUGUGAGACACCGGAGGAGCGGGAAAUGCGCCGCUUACGAGACCGUGAGGCAAAGCGUCUGCAAAGGAUGCAGGAGACGGAUGAACAGCGGGCACGUCGUCUGCAGCGAGACCGGGAGGCCAUGCGACUCAAGCGGGCCAACGAGACACCCGAGAAGAGGCAGGCAAGGCUAAUCCGUGAGAGGGAGGCCAAGAGGCUAAAGCGGCGCUUGGAGAAGAUCGACCCAUCGCUGAGAAACCAGAUCGAGCAUGACCCGGCUGCGAUGGCUGCGCUCACUGCUGAUAUGAGCCUAUUCCAGUUUUCCUUUCCCAUGUCUGUCCCUUCCAUGGACAACGGACUGUUUAUGAAGCUUCCCUAACAAGCACAGCUCCAAACCCCCUCGGGCCCAACUCUUGAAGAAUUUGCCAUUCUUAAAGAAUAACCAUCUUGACCAUAGUUGUGAUGAGAAGGUUAUUGCCUUGCAGUUUCAAGGAAGUGCUCACCCUGACAGCGAUUUGCAGUGACGUAGGCACCAGAUGUCUUUUGCGUUCAAAGACAGAUUUGAGGCAAAGCGAAAGACUGUGAGUUGCACUGCAAUACUGUUGUAAAGAGCAAAUGCCGGCAGCAACUACCAGUGGGAGUGUAAACAAUGAAGCCCACAUGUUCUGCUGCCCGAUACACUUGGAUAUUGUAGUUGAGUACAGAAGUGGUUCUACAGGAUAAAUCAUGCAAUUGGUUCAAAACCCUAAGCGUGGCGGAUUAGAGUAGUCAACAGCAAUAAGAAAAACUUACUGUAAAUUAAAGCUUGGCAAAGAACCCCUCUUGGAGGUCUCAUCCCUUCAACUGUGAUUUUAAUAAAAAUCAAAUGAAGAAUAGGCAUCAUGCAGAUGAUGUUCCCAUCUGAUAGUCAGAAGAGGAAACAGCCAUCAAGUAUGAACACCUUCUAUUAACCAAAACCACACGACUUGCCAAGGUCCAAUGAUUUAAUUGCUGUCAGUGUGAACAACCCUUUACGGAUUUCUGUAACAUAUUACGUAAUUAACUGAACUUCUAUAAGAAAUUCUGACAUUCACUGAAGGGCAAACCCUCUCAGUAAGCAUGUUUUAAGAGACUUGUCUACUUUGUUUUCAAGGCUCAGACUCUUAGCCGUCUUUCUUCAGAGCAGUGAGAUGCUUCUAGAAGGAGACUCUCUGUUUGCACACGGACCUACAGUGACAGGAGUGAGACAUGUAGCCACACUCCACACUCAGCCUACUGUUCAAAUUUGCCAGUCUAAAAGGUUGGAGUUUACCUGCAACUACGGCUCACCUCCCAGAACCCAAGAAUGGGUCACUACUAGCUCAUACUCACAGAACCAACUACCUCACCAUGGGAUUUUUGCAUGGCCUAGUCACAACUGUGGCCUCGACCAGAACCACAGGGGCCAUGCAGGUCCACACGCUGACUCAAUGUUCCCUAUGCCAACACACUUUUGUCCAGGGGAGUAGUCCUCUAGUCCAGCUCCUGAAGGGCUCAUCCUCCAGAGUUUACCCCUGAAACAUCUAAUCAAGGUAUUCAAGGUUACUUGAAACCCCCAGGCAGGUGUGUUGGAGUUGAUUGGAGAUAAACUCUCCAUGAUUCUGGCCAUCCUAAAGCAGGAUUGGACACCCCGGUAUAAUCAUUGCCCUACUACAUGUUUGCUGAAACAACUUUAUUUAAAUGCUGUUUGAGUGCCGCUGACCCAAAUGCUGAAAUCUAAGUGGGCUUGUGGUCUUUGCUUAUUCAAACCAUAAUGUGUCCUACUUGUCAAGAUUUACAAGGAUACCACAUUUGCAGCCACAGUGUCCCUCAAUGCACCGUUUAUUUGAGCCCAACCUGGUGCGGACUUUGGAAAAUGACUGCUAACUGUGUGGCAUUAUAUCACUUCAUUAUAUCACAAGUGUGGACUCCAUGAAAGACUUUAAGGGCUGAGGGUGCCAUUUGGGACAAGGCCUAUUGGAGACUUUGUCCUUCUGUAAAAGAGGAAGGUCAUUUCUGCGGAUGUACUGUUAAAUACUAAGAGUAUCCGUUUUAAAGCACAUUCACACACACUUCUCUGACCUCCCAAAGGCUUUAUACCUUAUCACAGUGCUACACGGGUUGAUAUUUGUCUAGGAACUCAGGGAUGGUGUGGAUCACUGGCAUCCUUCUGAGAACACAAGAGGAGCAGGAGACCUCCUCUUCCUCAAUCUUCAUUAUCACCACUUGCUCAGAUCAUAUACUACCUUUUACUCACCUUUACUGGUCACAUUGGCCUUUUUUUUCUCGUUCAGACUGCAAACUCCUUACCUGAGCCAAAAUGUUUAUAUGGAUAUUACGCAACUCCAUGACGUCUCAAUUAUCCAACCAGUUUCUGCCCUCUGCUGCUGUCACUGUACUGUAUAAUGUGUAUGUUACCUCUUUAAACCAGUGUGGUCCCGCACUGGACCUGGGAAUGCUUGUUGUUUAUGGUCAGGCACUUAGCGUGUGCUCGAUCUCUGCGGCAACAUAAGUAGUGUACAAAUUGAAACUGUUGCCUUUGUCACUGGAAAGUUGUGCUUUGGUUUUAUAUUUAAUGAUUUAAAUGAAUUUGUGUGCUAAUUCUAUGAGAUGUGCAAUGAUGUAAUGGUUUAACGAAUGCAUGUACAAUGAAACAAUCAGGACGAACACUUCCAGAGAGAAAUCCCUCCUAUAUGAAGCAGUGAUGAUGCUGCAUAUGUGUGUAAAAGUUUAAACGACAAGGUAAAGACACAUUCUCAGAUGUUUCACACUAAUUAAAAGGUGAAGUGUGUAACUUCUGCUCAACAUACGAGGCCCAAAAUAACACUUGCAUCUCAACCAUUGUCCGUCUUCCAUUAUUCCCACCAAACAUUGUAACCAAUUCAGAAGUUGAAAUGUUGGAACAGCCAACAAACAAGUUAAAAGCACUGGAGUGUUAUGGUAGUGGUUCUUAAACUUUUUGGGUUAACCGCGUCAUUAGUAAAAACACAAAAAAAAAAAAAACCCACCAACUCUGAACAUAGUCGCCCAUUCAUUGCAUUUUAUAUUAACCCUGCUCCUAAUUUCUGACUAUACCACCUGCUCCCACAAACAAUAUUGAAUAUAAUUUUCACAAAUCAGGGUGCCGCAGAAUAUCAAUAUGCAGAAUAUUUUAUCACUUUGGAUGCAGAUCGUGUUGGAUGCAGGGUUGCCAAACCCACAUUUUUUGCACAGAAUUGGGCUGAUUUUAAACUGUUGUGGUGGAUUGUUUUUUUUUCAGUUAAAGGUUUGAAAUAUUGCAUAACAUCUGACUGAAAUGCUUGUAUUAAAACACUUUACAUAUGAUAAAGCGGUGGUAGAAGUUAAGUUUUAUGAAGGAUGACCACUGGUAGGAAGCCUUUUAGCUGUGUUUAUAUAUGAUUAUCAAUAUUAAUACGUAUUUUAGGAAUGAAAAUCAACCCCCCCAUUCCACGUCUGCAUCCUGUCCCACUGUACUUAAAAAAAAAAAAACUAAUAUGGUCACCCUAAACAACGAACGCUUAAGUGUGAAAUGAGUGUUAAUUCAUUGUUAUGUUAGUGCGUUUAUUUAUGCAAUCUUUUUUUAUUGACUAAAUUCGAAAACAAGAGUUUGAGAACCACUCUACAAGUUGAGAGAACAUUACACACGUCACCUUGAAACUUUACUGACUUCUCAGUGUUUCAUAUUGGGCGAAAGGGUUAGUCAUGUUAAAACGGACCAUCUGCAAGUACCUCUUGAAAACAGGGUAGACUGCGCGUGUAUGAUAUGUAUGUCUUAUAUUUCAUUCCAAUACUUAUUACAAUUUAUUUAUUACUACAGUGAAUGACGCACAUUUCAGUGUUUUACAUUCACAAUGUUGUCAUUACCUUUUUUAGAGAUACCUCUAAUACUCAAAGUGAAGCAGCUGAGCUUUCCCGCACAGUUGAAGGCAACUGGAUACUGGUCCCGCAUUUAUGCUGUUGUGAAGUAUUAAUGAUGGGCUCCUUAAGUAAGAGAAAGGAUUUAAUGUACAUGUGAUGAAGCAUCACUAUGCAAUUGAGAGCUGUACUCAAGAAACUUUGUAUUACUACUAUGCAGUUGAUAUGAAAGUAAAUGGACUCAAAUGCUCCGGAUCACAAACCUCAGGCAACUCUUGACAGUCAAGCCAUUGGUCCUCAAGUCCGUAACCCUCGACCACCAGAUCCAUCCUUAGUUUUGCUUUCAGUUACUCCCUUGAUAAGGACCGAGUUGAUGAUGUUGUAUGCACAUUCAGGAAGAACAAUGCAAUUUUAUGACCAAUUCCCUGAAAUUCAUUAUAAAGCACUGAGUUGUUUCAUACAGUAGCAUGUUGUGGAAACCCAUCCUGAUGCAGUGAGAAAAUCGAAUGAUUCUCUGUAUUCCAGAACGAGAUGUUGGCAGGAUGCAUUGUCUAUUUUGAAGAUAAAAUAUAAAAGAGUAUUUUCAAACAUUAACCCUAUUCAGUCUGCAUUAUUCCUAAACUACUAUUUUUAGUGGGAUGCAUUGCCACGUGAUAUGUUAUGUAUUAAACAACCAUUUUCUUUUACAUGUCUGUGCAUAUAAGUCAGUAAACCCCUGGCGAUGGAACCUGCAUGUUAUAAACUACAUGUUCUAAAUGCA